Messenger RNA from Culicoides brevitarsis, 1568 nucleotides. RefSeq names its product tetraspanin-5 (gene Tsp26A). Bases 130 to 1077 code for a protein of 315 amino acids. The transcript is spliced from 5 exons. The record is from RefSeq and is a predicted model, not a curated record. NCBI's taxonomy places the organism in Eukaryota, Metazoa, Arthropoda, Insecta, Diptera, Ceratopogonidae. Gene Ontology annotation, cellular component: plasma membrane.
UCUGCAAAUAAUUUAUGCAAAGCGAAAGUUUUCAAAUACAUUUCCUCAUUUCAUCUCAAAUCGCAGGAAAAUCAAGUUUUCGCUCGAAAACGGGCAACAAAUUGGACAAAAAAUCAUGAAAAUUUGCUAAUGCACAAGAUGCCAGUGAGGAAAUAUCGCAAAGAGAGCUCCGAAAUCUCUUGUUGCUUGAAAUACGUAAUUUUUAGCGUCAAUGUUUUGUUUUGGUUAUUUGGUCUUUUUAUCCUCGGAGUCGGGAUUUGGGCUUGGACUGAGAAAGAUAUCUUCAACAAUAUCUCCCGUUUGACGAAUAUCGCGCUCGAUCCAGCUUUCGUGCUUGCCAUUUGCGGUCUGACAUCCUUCGUGAUUGGUUUUUGUGGCGCCUUGGGAGCUCUGCGGGAGAAUACAUGUCUCUUGGCGACAUAUUCGAUGUUCCUCGCUGCCUUGCUCAUCAUGGAACUGAGUUUGGGAGUGCUUGCCUUCGUGCUCAAAGACAAAGGAUGGAUCAAGGAACAAGCGACGACGGGUUUGCGAGCCUUUAUAACGCAUUAUCGCGAAGAUCCGGACCAGCAAAACUUGAUAGAUUGGAUUCAGGAGGAAUGGCAAUGCUGUGGCAUCGAAGGUCCGAAGGAUUGGGACUCGAAUAAUUAUUUUAAUUGUAGCAGUAGUGCUGUGGGGAGUCGCGAAGCAUGCGGCGUUCCCUUUUCUUGUUGCAAAUUGCGACCUAAUGAGAUUAUCAAGAACAAACAGUGCGGGUAUGAUGUGAGAAAAGGGAAUUAUCAAACACAAGAUCGCCAAAUAUUUGAGAGAGGCUGUAUGAGAGCCUUUGAAGACUGGUUGGAAAAUAAUUUUGUAUCUGUAGCGGGCACUUGUAUAGCAAUCAUGAUAGUUGAGACUGAAAAUGUGUCGAAUACGAUAAAUGAAAAGGGUUGUUUAACUUCCGGCGAGGAAUGGAUCGAUCAUAAUUUAAUUAUGAUCGCUGUUUGUGUCAUUAUUUUGCCCUUUUUGCAGAUUCUCGGCAUUUGCUUCGCCCAAAACCUCCGAGCUGACAUAUUCGCUCAAAAAUCCAAAUGGCAUUGACAUUCGCCAGCCCCUGUCGCCGUUUAAAACCCUUUUAUUUACUCCAACAACAAAAAUACUGCCAUUUUUAUUUCCUCCUAAUUUAGAUAAAUUUCUCGUGAUUUCAAACAUUCCUUAAUAAAAUUAUUUUAUUUUAUUUUUAACAAAAAAAAGGACAGGGGCUGCUAACUCAAUUUUUCGACGUAAUUCGACUAUUUUUUUUUUAUAGAAAUAAGGCUAAAACAAUGUUACUGAUAAUAAUUGAUAAGUAUUAACAAAACAAGAGAAAAAAGUGUUAAUUAAUAAGACGAAAACGUUUUGCCAACACGAUGAUGCUCAGUCAUCGAUCAAAAUUUAGGACUUAACGAUAGUUGUUAGUGCUUUUUAAAAUUAUUUUUUUAUUUCUCGUGACUCAUGAAAAAAAUGAUAUUAUUUUACAGAAAUUUUUAGUAACGACAAAAAAAGACUCAUCGCACAAUUUUUUGAAAGAUACAAAAGACUCAAGUUCAAUU